UUAUUUUUUUAACGAUAAACCGCAACAGCUUAAACAGCCAUUUUAAGUCCCUCUAAUAUUUUCAGCCUCAGUAUUUUUAGCUAUUUUUCACAUCACAGCAUUAGGCAACUAUUAAAUUUCUCUUAUUCUGGAGUGGCAGUACUGUUUGGUACUUCCACACACACACACACACACACACACACACACUAUUAAUACAGUACUUUAUUCCUUCAAAAUUUUAUGAAACAAUGGUAGUCUUGAAACUCCGAUUUUUAUUAGUUCCAUUCUUCACAAGUGUCAUGGGAGAGGCCCAAUAUGUAAUGCAAGAUGCAGCACUGAUGAACUACAUAGACCGGCGUUUCCUUUCUUUAGAGAAGAGGCUGGAAAAAUGCAACCAAGACAUACUGGAUUAUGUUGAAGAAUUUCGAGACUUUUCAAAGACGAUAAUGUCACGCCUGGCAGUACUGAACAAUCAUAAGACUGAGGUUAAAACUGAAGUAGAGAAUUUGCUAACAAGAGUUGAACGAGCACAAAGGGACAUUGACUAUUUUGGAUCUGUCACAGAUUCUAAUACAUGUAUAGAAGUAGAUGAAGACUUGGUGAAACAGCAGCUAUUUGAAGAAGCAGAAGAAAAAAGGAAACUUAAACUCAUGCUUAAUGCAAGUUGUGACUACAUGCUUGCAGGUAUUAAGUCCCUAAAGAUAGUUAAGAAGACUGGUGAGAUGCAUGGUUCUUGGAUGAAAGAUCCUGGCAAAAAGCACACAAAGAUUUAUUUAUUAAGUGGUUCUGUGAAUAAUGUUAUUUUGGAAUUUGCAAAUAUCUUGGCAUUCAUGGAAAGCAAUCAUACACAAAAAGCUCGCAGAGUCACCCUGCCACUUCCCUGGAAAGGAACUGGCCACAUCAUAUAUCAGGGUUUCUUGUUCUAUCACAGAUAUGGCUCCUUAAAUGAGAUAAUUAAAUACAAUAUCCAGAAAAGAAAUGUAUCUGAUCAAAUGCUACUGCCAGGUGCUGGACGGAUUCCUGCCUAUCAGCUUUCUCCAGCUACAAAAAUAGAUCUUGCCAUUGAUGAGCAAGGGCUCUGGGCAAUCCAUGCAGAACCAGACACUGGAGGAAAUAUCGUAAUUACUAAAAUCAACCACAUGACCAUGACAGUAGAGCACACUUGGGACACCUCAUGCAGUAGCAAAGAUGCUGAAGCUGCUUUCAUGGCAUGCAACACACUCUAUGUUGUAUACAACUUUCCUAGUGGAGGCACCUCUCGCAUACAAUGUGUUUAUGAUGUAUUGGGUACAGUAAAUACUUACGAGAUCCCAGUAUUGCACUUUCCCAAACGUCAGGGUAGCCAUUCCACAAUACACUAUAAUCCCAAAGAAAAACAGCUCUUUGCCUGGGGUGAUGGAUCCCAGAUAAUUUACAAGUUUCAAACAAUGCAAAAAGUUUAAAACCUUUAGGAACUUUUCAAAUACAUUUAAAAGCUAACAGCCACAUUUUCUUUUACGUCACCUCUAAAAAACUGCCUUGCUUUUCUGUUGGCUCACAACUACGUAACUGUUCAUUUCUUAAAUUGUGCUUGCUUACUAAAGAUCUGUGCUAGGCUAUGAGCUACCUCGUGAGGAAUUUACAGAAGGACUCAAAGAAGUUAAUGAAUUGUCUAAAGGUGUAAAGUAUACCAAACUGCUGAUUGGAAGCUACAGAAAAAAGCUGUUCUUUUAUUACAUGUUUAGCCUUCUCUAAACCUACCUCCUUCCUUGUUAUUUUAAGAACUGAACAAUAGACAUUUAUGAAGUUUUUAUCUUUAAUAUAUGCAUAUAUGUUUCCACUCAUACCUUUAAUUGAGUAGCCUUAAUUUCCUGGGAGUCCCAUGUCAACAUGGUCUUUAAUUAAUAAAAUUACAUUAAUUCCAUGUGCUACAACUUUAAUCAAUUUUACAUAAAUUUAGGCUCACAUACCUCAGUGUGAUCUUAAACUAACGUCCAUUUAAGAACAUACAAAGACUCCAUUAAUUUCAAUUACAUGAUGACUAAACAACAAUUAGUCUUAACAACUCAUGAAAAAAAAACACCCUCUGACAUGCUCUCUUCUUAUCAAAGGCUGAGCCAAAACUGUACAGACUGCUUCAGUGACAUGGAACUCCAAUUAGAAGUCUUCACAUUAUCUGAUGACCCUCACUGUACUUAAGCUUGUAGGAAGCUUUGCAGUGAGCAAUACAAAUCACACGCUCCUAGAGAAAAGGCCUAUCUAGCUCUAACAGCAGAGGUUGAUUAUAUCACAGAGCAUAAGAGUUUACAUCCUCACAAACACAUGGUCUAAUUUUAACAUAUACUUCUUGUACAUUACAUAGAAGCUAUUCCUAAUCAGUGAACUUUUAGCCUAUUUCCACUAAACUUCCAAAUUUUUGUUAUCCACAGAACUGUACACUCCACUCUUCAUCCUGCUAACACAUUAGCUGCAGCCAUCUUCUGCAGUAACAAUGUUUACAGGUUAAAUAUUCCCUUUAAUCAGCUUGAAUUUGCCACAUUUCAGUGUACCACUGCUUUUGUAUUAGAAGGAAUGUUCCCAGUUGUUCUGCUACAUACCACUCUAUUUUAAAACAUUUUACAUAUCACUCUUCAAUUGUCUCUUUUUAGUUCUGUUUCAGCACCUAGUUGUAAGGCUUUUUCCUGAAUACUUCCAAUCAUUUCCAUUGUGCAUAUCUGAAUGUUUCCUCUCCUGACUUCUGGCUCCAGCAAAAUACAGAGAACAUGGCUGAGAUAAGCAUAGUAGUGCGAGCUGGUCAAUACUGGUUUUGCAAGUAACAGAUAAAUACCAGGUAAAUACAAAUACAUUAAAAAAACCUUAUUUUUACUUGUGAAAUACAGGUAUUGGCUUUGGGGUUUUAAUGAUAGUGGCAUUUCUGUUUAAUAAUAAAAAGAUACGAACAGUGCUUGAAAAGCAAUCCUCAGCUGUUUCUACCAAAAAGGCAUUUUGUUCUAUACACUGAAAGAGCUGUUGUUCUUUUUAAAAAUAGCUUCAACUGAACAGCCAAACAUGAGGGAAUGAUUUUCAGAAGGAGUUCCAGAAUACAACUAAGAAUACAGACUGCUGAGUUGCAACACUGCUGGUCUGCCUUUAGCAAAAGAAACUAUAUAAUUCUAAACAGCCUUAAUGACUAUUUCAAGAUUUCUAUGUUACAAAGGCCACAAGAAGCACAGUUAGUUAAAGAAAUCACUGGGCUCAGUAAGGAGGUUGGCACUGAUUUGUUGUGUGAUCGUUGUCAAGUGGCAGGUUAAAUUAUUUGACCUUUUACUACUUAUCUGUCAAGUUACAAACACAAAAACACAAAAUGGUAUUAUCCACCUCUGCAAUGCUCUGAAAUCCUUUACUGCAAUAGGAUGUGUAACUUUAUUUAACAAAUAAAGGCUU
Dromaius novaehollandiae (emu) is the source of this 3381-nucleotide messenger RNA. RefSeq names its product olfactomedin like 1 (gene OLFML1). The record is from RefSeq and is a predicted model, not a curated record. The coding region runs from base 228 to 1421 and encodes 397 amino acids. The transcript has 3 exons. Gene Ontology annotation, biological process: signal transduction. Lineage: Eukaryota; Metazoa; Chordata; Aves; Casuariiformes; Dromaiidae.